Molecule: messenger RNA, 2367 nt
Organism: Anopheles coluzzii
Lineage: Eukaryota; Metazoa; Arthropoda; Insecta; Diptera; Culicidae
Product: CUE domain-containing protein 1
Exons: 3
Coding region: 427-1356 (309 amino acids)
Molecular function (GO): ubiquitin binding
Source: RefSeq, a predicted model, not a curated record
AAUUGGGCAAAACGCAAAAUAACAAUAAUUAAAAGUCACUUGCCCAACAAGAAAAAAACGCACACACAAAAUUUCUGCACUGAAAAGAACCUGCUUACAACCGUGAGUUGACCGUGUGUGCGUGUGUGUGUGUGUAGGAAAAUCGCAACACAAACAUGAUCCGGAUGCGGUCGGAUGACUCCCAUUGGAGUUGAAUCAUCACCACGAACAAGCAACGGGUAAACUCGCCCUUCUUCGUUCCACGCGUAAACCAGCCGGAGUUCCUUGGUGUGCCCUUUCCCGUGAACGAUCGUGCUUCCCCUUGUGUGUGAGAGUGUGCGUGUGUACGCUAUUGUAGACAAAAACAAACGGCACUAGUUGGCUAGUGAUAGCAACGUUGCAGUAACAACAACAACGACCCCCACCCUGCCAGCAAAGGUCCCCAGAAUGGCUUCCACGAUGCAGCUGGAGUUUUCGCAGGCCAUGUCCGACUUCAAGAACAUGUUCCCGGACAUGGACCGGGACGUGAUCGAGGCGGUGCUGCGCGCGAACCAGGGAGCGGUCGAUGCCACCAUCGACCAGCUGCUAGCCAUGAGCACGGACAAUCAGAACGAAAAGCUGCGUCACGAGCUGGAAACGGACGGCAGCGUUGGACCACGGUCGGCCAUAAAUCAGGCCGCCGCCGCUGCCGCCACCGAGCGUCCCCUUCUCGACCUGUCCAGCGACGAGCCGAGCGCCGGGUCGGACCGGUUUCUCUCCACCUCGCCGAACGCGGCGGCCGCCAGCUCGAUCGUUGCGCAACAGCUGGGCGCUUCGCCAAAAGUACGCAAAGCGCCGGCGGGCGGCAGCGCGACCGCAAGCGCUACCAACAGUCCCCGGGCGCAGCAGCAGGCGCGAGGCGAAGCGGGCCAUCCACCGACCCCGGCCACCAUGAACCGGCGCUGGAACCCGCCGCUGGUGGGUCCGCUGCCGCCCACCUUUCUGCGGCUCGGCGGGACGGCCGCCGUCGGUACGAUCGGGCCGGACGGCCAAUACCGCAGCGCGGCCGAGUUCGACAUGGGCGACGAGCAGUUCGCGAUGAUGCUGCAGAACGAGGAGUUUAUGGCGGAGCUGCGCUGGAACCAGGAGUUUCUGUCCGCGCUCGAGAAGGACCACCAGGGCAAGGUGCAGGACGAUGCCGCGUUCAAGGAGCGGUUGCGCCACAUGGGCAAGGUGUCGCGCAAGAAGUUCGCCCAGCUGGCGCGCGUCUUCACGUGGCAGCGGGGCGGCAACAAGAAGGCUAGUGCGGUGCGGCAUCCCGACUCGCUGCUGCUGCAGGAGGAGCACAGCGACGACGAGGCGGCCGAACCGAAGCGGGUCGCGUCGGGUAAGAAGUAGACCCCAAGGGCUGUUGGACGCAAGCACGCAAGUAGGUUUAGGGCGCAAGCGAAUCUCCAGCAAAAGGAUUGUGCGCGGCUGUAGGAAGCGUGUCGCAACCGUUAGCAAUCGAUUUUAGAGUUUUUUUAAAUUAUUAAUUCUUACCCUGUAGUGUACACACGCUCCUUCGCGCACACACACACACGGGUAGCGCGUACUGAUACUUCUCCGUACUAGGCAAUUGAAGAGACUGUGUGUGUUUUUUCCUUCCCGUUUUCCCACUUUCUCUCUCUCUCUCUCUCUCGCUCUCUCUCUAUCUAUCUCUUCUCUGCAUUUCCAUAUCGCUCCCUUUGCCCGCAAUCUUUACUCUCGACAAGAAAACACACACGCGGGAAGGGUGAAAAUGUUCUUCUAUACACUGCAAAAUGGGUUGUACUCAGCUUUCUCCUUUACUGGGCCGCCCACCACGUAGCACCGUUCCAGGAGGGGCAAGAGAUUAGGGCGGGAACAGAAUAUGAGACUGGGAAAGCAUUUUUUUCAGCAGCGUGAGAAAAGUGUGAUACGAAUGAUGUGCAGUGGAGAGCUGGUUGUUCAAUCGUGAUCGGUUUAAUCUCUUCCGUCCUUUCUUCUAGGACAACAUUUCCUUCUUCUCCUUCUUUAUUUCUGUUUGAAAUAUUCUAAAAAACGAUUUUUUUAUUUAUUUAUUUGUACAUAGUGAAAGAGUUUAUUUAUAAGCUUUGUUAUGUUUGUUUUUUGUUUGUUUGCCAUUAAGAGACUUUAAACCAGUAGCAAAAUGGCCUCCUCCUCCUUCUAUUCUGCCAAGCUGGCGUCAAACAAUCUAAGUUGCAAUCGGGUGUUAUCAAAAAAGAAACUGAAAACUACCCCCCAAAAACAAGGUGUAAGAAUAGUAUAUGUAUUAAUUUAAUUCAUACUAAUGCUAAGUGCUUAACCGUGCGUCGGCUGCCAUCGAUGUUGAUUAACAGAAGAAAGUUCAUUUUCAAAUUUGUUCCGUUUUAGCAGUCCUUUCCCCCC